This is a messenger RNA of Colletotrichum abscissum, 102 nucleotides long. RefSeq lists its product as uncharacterized. The record is from RefSeq and is a predicted model, not a curated record. Bases 1 to 102 code for a protein of 33 amino acids. The transcript has a single exon. Lineage: Eukaryota; Fungi; Ascomycota; Sordariomycetes; Glomerellales; Glomerellaceae.
AUGGCCGGAAUACGGCACCUGAUUCGCGGGCUUGGCAUACCACCUCAACCGGGGAAAUCAAAAGCUUGUCCCGUCGUAUCGAAGGCUACUUGCAGGGGGUAG